AGGUACUUUGUAUUGGUGGUAGUGCGAUGUACGUGUUAUAUUUGUUAAUUGGCUGAGCACGGCGUAGUUUGAGCGGUAAUACAUCCGUGUAUUGCUAGCAAAAUCGUAGCAGUUCAAUUUACGUGUCGCGCUCUUACCUUGUUCUGCACAACGUUGGCAUAAUUUACAUUUAUAGCACCUGUCAAUCCUGGGGCUGUACCAGGGUACAGCCAUGGCGCUUGGUUCUGGAUGAAGAUUCUAUCAAGAACGCUAAGGUGCGCUAGCUGCCGGGAUGUUGUGAAGACCAUACCAUGUGCCAUCUUGCAAUGGUAAGGGCCCGCAUUUGCGGUGAACAUUUCCGCUCAUCAACCGAUUUUUACUUCUCUUUCGGUGCAACGGCGUAGCACCGUUCGAUAAAGCGGUCACGGCCGGUCUGCCAUGCGAUGGCCUGCUCAGUUCGCUGCCCACAAAUUUGUAAAAAAAUAUUUUUUAUCCCUUAGAAAUGGAAGGCACGAAAGAACAGCGAGCAAGACCGCGUCGCACACGUGAGAACAUAAACCCUUCAGACGCGUGGCAGCCCAAGACUCAUCUUGGCAAUCUCGUCAAGGCCUCCAAGGUUACCCUGGCAGAUAUUUUUACGUACACACUGUCCAUCAAAGAGCCAGAAAUCGUGGACUUCUUCCUGAGGGACUCGCUCAAGGAGGAGGUGCUAUGCGUGAAGAGCGUGCAGAAGCAGACCAAGGCUGGACAGCGCACGCGCAUAAAGGCGUUGGUCUGUGUGGGCGAUGGCAAGUGUUUUGUCGGUAUUGGUGCCAAGACGAGCAGAGACGCUGCCACUGCGAUACGUGGCGCGAUGCAGCGCGCUAAGUGUUCGCUGAUGUAUGUCAAGCAGGGAUAUUGGUCGAGCAGCGUUGGUAUGGUGCAUACGGUGCCGGUUACUGCGCAUGGAAAGGCUGGGUCGGUGCGGCUCAAGUUGAUCCCUGCCCCUAAGGGAACUGGACUGGUGGCCGGUAGUGUUCCAAGGACCAUUCUGCGUAUGGCUGGCGUAAAGGAUAUUUACAGUAAGAGUACAGGGCAGACGUGCAACACGGAGAACUUUGCCAAGGCGACCAUCGACGCGCUGGUGAGGGCAAGCAAUUUUUAUUCGCCCGAUCUGUGGAACAGCAAGGCUGAGGGCGUUAAUCCGCUGCUGAGGGCUGAGGAAAGCGCAGGAGCGGAUAGGAGGAGAAGAGGAUGAGUAAACAUCAUUUUAUGCUA
Molecule: messenger RNA, 1236 nt
Organism: Vavraia culicis subsp. floridensis
Lineage: Eukaryota; Fungi; Microsporidia; Pleistophoridae
Product: ribosomal protein S5
Exons: 1
Coding region: 482-1216 (244 amino acids)
Biological process (GO): translation
Cellular component (GO): ribosome; cytosolic small ribosomal subunit
Molecular function (GO): structural constituent of ribosome; RNA binding
Source: RefSeq, a predicted model, not a curated record